Molecule: messenger RNA, 1184 nt
Organism: Phragmites australis (common reed)
Lineage: Eukaryota; Viridiplantae; Streptophyta; Magnoliopsida; Poales; Poaceae
Exons: 4
Coding region: 65-1003 (312 amino acids)
Source: RefSeq, a predicted model, not a curated record
GAGGACAAAAAGGUCAAAAGCCCCCCACCCACCCCAACCACCCCGCAAGCAAGCCGAUGCCACUAUGCUUCUGGCCGGAGGUGAAGACGGCAAGCCCCACGGAGCCACCGCCGGCGACGGUGACGCCGCGGCUUCCCUGAACGACCUCUGCGCAACCGCCUCCUGGGGUCCCGCGCCGUUCCCUAGGGCGGCGGCGUGGGCGGUCGCGAUGCUGCUCGCGGUGGGCCUCGGGGUCGGCGCGCUCGUCCUCGCCGUCGUGCGCAGCGCCGCGCUGCUCGUGGUGGCGGUCGUCCUCUCGGCGGCCGUGGCCGCGUUCCUCCUGUGGAAUGCCGCGGCCGCGGCGUCCGGGCGCGCGCUGCGGCGGUUCGUGGACGGGCUCCCGGCAUCCAGCCUCCGCGUCGCCGCCGACGGCCAGCUCGUCAAGAUCACCGGUUUUGUUUCAUGUGGUGAUAUCUCGCUGAUCUCGUCAUAUGAGAAGGUUGAGAAUUGUGUAUACACAUCUACUUUGUUAAGAAAAUGUGGUAGAUGGGGUUCCCAGAUUUUGAAUUCUAAGAAUCGAUGUUCUUCCAAGUGGAAGUUAACACAUGCUGAGAGGUUUGCUGCUGAUUUCUACAUAACGGAUGCAAAAUCAGGUAAAAGAGCUUUGGUGAAAGCUGGGCACCACUCAAAAGUAGUACCGCUGAUCGAUGAAAAUCUUCUGGUAACAACAAGCAGAGACACAGAGCUUUCUUCAACUCUGAAGUAUUGGCUUGAAGAAAGAAAUCUUUCUUCUGAAGAAGCCCAGCUUAUUCGUCUCGAGGAAGGGUAUAUCAGAGAAGGAAUGCGGUUGAGCGUGAUUGGAAUUCAGAGCAAGAAGAAUGGAGAUGCCAUGAUACUUCCUCCACCCGAACCUCUAUCCACAGGUUGUGUGUUCCUGUCAUUUCUCCUACCGACAUAUUUCGAUGGAAUAGUGCUGAGAUUGGUCGACAGAAGUUACUUCGUGCCAAAUUCUGGCGUUUCAUGAAGUGCUGUGAGAACUCGUGAGAUGUAACAGCUAACAAGUCUAGUGCGGUGCCCUUGCCCCAUGGGAUCUUCUUCUGUGUGGGUCCACAAUUUUUUUUUUGAGGACUCAUGUGGCUUUUUUCAGGUAACCUAAUGUACAUUCUCACUUGAUUGGUAGUUCAAAUAUCUGUCAUUUCUGGGGA